This is a messenger RNA of Pteronotus mesoamericanus, 1401 nucleotides long. It is a transcript of the gene DPT, whose product is annotated as dermatopontin. The record is from RefSeq and is a predicted model, not a curated record. Gene Ontology annotation, cellular component: extracellular matrix. The coding region runs from base 1 to 606 and encodes 201 amino acids. The transcript has 4 exons. Lineage: Eukaryota; Metazoa; Chordata; Mammalia; Chiroptera; Mormoopidae. Gene Ontology annotation, biological process: collagen fibril organization.
AUGGACCUCGCUGUCCUGUGGGUGUUUCUGCCACUGGUCGCCGUGGCCCGGGGCCAGUACGGCGACUACGGGAACCCGUACCCACAGUACCACGACUACGGCGACGACGGGUGGGUGAACCUGCCCCGGCAGGGCUUCAGCUACCAGUGUCCCCACGGGCAGGUGGUGGUGGCUGUGAGGAGCCUCUUCAGCAAGAAGGAAGGCUCGGACCGGCAGUGGAACUACGCGUGCAUGCCCACGGCCCAGAGCCUGGGGGAGCCCACCGAGUGCUGGUGGGAGGAGAUCAACCGGGCCGGCAUGGAGUGGUACCAGACGUGCUCCAACAACGGGCUGGUGGCAGGGUUCCAGAGCCGCUACUUCGAGUCAGUGCUGGACCGAGAGUGGCAAUUUUACUGCUGUCGCUACAGCAAGAGGUGCCCCUAUUCCUGCUGGAUGACAACAGAGUACCCGGGCCACUACGGCGAGGAUAUGGACAUGGUGUCCUACAACUACGAUUACUACAUGCGGGGAGCAACCACCACUUUCUCCGCAGUGGAAAGGGACCGCCAGUGGAAGUUCAUAAUGUGCCGGAUGACCAACUACGACUGCGAAUUCGCAAAUGUUUAGACUUACGGCAGGAGGGCCACCAGGCCAUGUGGCCACCUGCGCCAACAUCAGCUGGAUCCUAAGAGGUUCCUGACACUGUCUCUUCUCUGCUUUCUAAGCCUUACUGACUAGGAUCACACCUAUAAUCACAUCCACCAUGAAAUCGCGUUUCUCACUUUCAACACGGCCCAUAGCAACGGUCGUCCAGGGCUGACCAUGGCUUCCCUGCAGGCACGGUGCGCAUGCUCACAGCCUGCGCCCGAGCGGUCCCCGGGAGGAGGGCUGGUGGAGCGGAGCGAAGGGCAGCCUGGGACGGUGGCUCUGCAGGUUGGAAGCCGGGGUCCUCACGGAGGGCAGACCCUCCCAACCCCACUGAGGGGCCGCGCUGUCCUGGAAGUUCAGCUCACAGCUCUGCUCCAGGGGUGAGGAGUCUGGGAGGUGCACUGGGAAGCGGGAGGGUUUGGGGGUGGAACUGGAAGGCAGGACUGGAAGGGCUUCCUGGGGGAAGAAGGCUGUCAGAGAGAGGGCAGCGAGCCGGACUCAGCUUAGAGGCCUGGAAGGAAGGAGAUCGCGCAGUGGCGUUGGAAAGUGGGAACGGGUCUGAGUCGCUGGCACCGGCAGGCGUGGCCGGGACUCCUGGGAAGGCUACCGGCAAGCUCACGGGCUCAGCCUGGUUUUCUGGAUGGCAAAGGCUGCCCUGGGGGCCCACUCCCCUUCUGUGUGUAGUUUAGAUGGGUCUCUGGCAGCGGUGGCCCUACCUUCCGCUUCCUGCAAUGUGUCUGUCCCCAGCCCUGUGUACUCUCUACGUUAUAAAAG